AUGUGGUGUGUGACAUCAGUACAAUAUAGGGUCUUGAUUAAUGGCCAACCUCAUGGGUCAAUUGUUCCACAUAGAGGGUUGAGACAGGGCGAUCCUUUAUCGCCUUAUCUUUUAAUUUUAUGUACGGAGGUGCUUAUUGCCCAUUUUCGGAAGGCCGAACAAGCGAAGCAUCUGACUGGUAUCAGGGUUUCAACUGCUUCUCCUCCUAUCUCUCAUCUAUUGUUUGCAGAUGAUAGUUUGUUCUUUUGCCGGGCGACAAAAGAACAGUGUGAGGUGGUGUUGAGGAUCCUUAAGUUAUAUGAGCGGGUUUCGGGUCAGCAAAUAAAUUUCCAGAAGUCUUCAGUUCAAUUUGGACACACGGUGGAUGUUGAUCUCAAGGAGGAAUUAAAGGGAGUUUUGGGUAUAUCAAACUUGGGCGGGAUGAGUUCUUAUUUAGGCAUACCGGAGAGCUUAGGUGGUUCUAAGACAAAGAUUUUUUCUUUUGUGCAAGAUAAGCUGCAAGCACGGGCUAGUGGAUGGCCCGCUCGAUUGUUAUCCAAAGGGGGUAAGGAGGUGAUGAUCAAGUCGGUAGCUACGGCGGUCCCUACCUUUGUGAUGUCGUGCUUCCGUCUCCCAAAGACGGUAACCAGGAAGCUGACUAGUGCCAUCUCGAACUUCUGGUGGAGUUCGUCGGGGCAAUCAAGGGGUCUCCAUUGGAUAGCCUGGGACAAGCUGUGUUACAGCAAAGAUGCUGGAGGGAUGGGCUUUAGGAGUUUAGAUGAUUACAACACAGCUUUACUUGCCAAACAACUUUGGCGUCUUAUAACGGUUCCGGAUUCUCUUUUCGCACGGGUGUUUAAAGGUCGUUAUUACCGGCACUCGGAUCCUUUUGAUCCAAUCAAAUCUUACUCGCCGUCUUAUGGGUGGUGGAGUAUAAUUUCUGCUCGCUCUCUGGUUAACAAAGGACUGAUUAAAAGGGUAGGAUAUGGUGAUUCCUUCUUGGUAUGGACUGACCCAUGGAUUCCUGCUCAAUCCCCGAGACCAGCAAUGAGCAUAGGGUCCCCUUCGGACCCUCUGCUACGCGUUUCAAACCUUAUUGACAGGAGUUCUAAUUCCUGGGAUGUGGCUAAGCUUGCGGUUACUUUUGUUCCGGAAGAUGUGGCUACCAUCUCUGCCAUACCUUUGCGCCAACCGGACAAACCGGAUUUGCCAGGUUGGCAUUUUACUAAGUCGGGUAAAUAUUCGGUCAAGUCAGGGUAUCAUAUUCUUCGUUCACAUAUGCUGACUCCUGCUUCCCCGCAAGUGUUGGAACCCAGCAUUGUCGCGCUUCAGGCUUUUACGUGGAAAAUUAGGUGUCCCCCAAAACGCCGUCAUUUUAUGUGGCAAGUGCUUACGGAAUGUGUGGCGGUUACGGCUAAUCUAUGGAAACGUGGUAUAGGUGAUGAUGCCUUGUGUAGUCGUUGUGCUGCUCAGGAGGAAACAAUUAAUCAUGCUCUGUUUGAAUGUGCGCCAGCGAGACAGGCACGCAAUGACAAGGUUUUUAGUAAUCUGGAUUCAAAUCCCCUAGCUCUUUUACGGAUCGCGGAGGAUGAGGUAAAGGCUUGGGCUCUGGCCCAGACUGAGGAUAUGGUUUCAGAUAUGGUUUCAGAUUUGUCUGGAAAUAUUGCAAGUACACUUGAGAGGACUGGGCGAUUAGGAAGCCCUAGGUUCCCCUUGAGUUUUAUGUGUUUUGUAGAUGGCUCUUGGAAAGCAACAGAUAGCUAUGCGGGUCGAGGAUGGUUUUGUACGUCACCUUCGGGUAGUGCUCAUUCAAUGGGAGCUGCAAACCUUCGCCGCAGUCUCUCUCCCCUUCAUGCCGAGGUUGAAGCCCUUAUCUGGGCUAUGCGAUGCAUGAUUGGGGCGGAUAACCAAUCUGUCGUCUUUCUUACCGACUGCUCCGACUUAGUGAAGAUGGUGUCUUCACCUUCCGAGUGGCCAGCUUUUACGCCGUAUUUGGAGGAUAUAUACGCGGAUAGAGAGGAGUUUGUGUCUUUCGCUUUGGUCUGUGUCCCUCGCUCUCAGAAUGGUAAAGCGGAUAAUCUUGCACGACGAGUUCGUACAGUACCGCACUUAGUUACCUAUGUGAACAAUGUCCCUUCGUUUUGGCUUGUUUAA
This is a messenger RNA of Camelina sativa (false flax), 2133 nucleotides long. RefSeq lists its product as uncharacterized. Gene Ontology annotation, molecular function: nucleic acid binding; RNA-DNA hybrid ribonuclease activity. The record is from RefSeq and is a predicted model, not a curated record. Lineage: Eukaryota; Viridiplantae; Streptophyta; Magnoliopsida; Brassicales; Brassicaceae.